Molecule: messenger RNA, 1560 nt
Organism: Perognathus longimembris pacificus (Pacific pocket mouse)
Lineage: Eukaryota; Metazoa; Chordata; Mammalia; Rodentia; Heteromyidae
Gene: Reep4
Product: receptor accessory protein 4
Exons: 9
Coding region: 369-1142 (257 amino acids)
Biological process (GO): endoplasmic reticulum tubular network organization
Cellular component (GO): endoplasmic reticulum membrane; endoplasmic reticulum tubular network; cytoplasmic microtubule
Molecular function (GO): microtubule binding
Source: RefSeq, a predicted model, not a curated record
UCAAGUGAGUUGCAAACCCCGCCCCGGAGGCCCGGGCCGGCGGCCGGACGCGACCGGACCGCAGCGAUCCGCCGGAGCCGAGGCCGCGGCCGUCCACCCCCACCCCCGGCGGCCGGGAGCCAGCCCAGGGAGGCCGGGCCAGGACCCGGGCCGGGACGCCUGGCUCCGACCCGCGGGGCGAGGAGCCGGCCGGCUUCCCCCCACCCCCCACCCCGCGCCGGGCCGCCGCCCCGCGUCGCGGUCCCGGCCGUCCAGGCUCCCCCGCGCCGCGGGGCCGCAGUCGGGGGGACCGGACCGGCCCGCCGGGCCCCAGCCCCCGCGCGAGCCUCCCCCGGCCGGCCGUCACCCCGGGCCCCGAGGCUGUCAGCAUGGUGUCCUGGAUGAUCUGUCGCCUGGUGGUGCUGCUGUUUGGGAUGCUGUAUCCUGCUUAUGCUUCCUACAAGGCUGUGAAAACCAAGAACAUUCGGGAAUAUGUUCGGUGGAUGAUGUACUGGAUUGUCUUUGCAAUCUUCAUGGCGGCGGAGACCUUCACGGACGUCUUUAUUUCCUGGUUCCCUUUCUACUAUGAGAUCAAGAUGGCCUUUGUGCUGUGGCUUCUCUCUCCCUAUACCAAGGGGGCCAGCCUGCUGUACCGGAAGUUUGUCCACCCAUCCCUGUCUCGCCACGAGAAGGAAAUCGACAUGUACAUUGUGCAGGCCAAGGAGCGCAGCUACGAGACGGUGCUCAGCUUUGGGAAGCGGGGCCUCAACAUUGCGGCCACAGCCGCUGUGCAGGCUGCCACCAAGAGUCAAGGUGCCCUGGCUGGCAGGCUGCAGAGCUUCUCCAUGCAAGACCUGCGCUCCAUCCCUGACACCUCCGCCCCCACCUAUCAGGACCCCCUCUACCUGGAAGAACAGUUACCCCACAGGAGGCCCCCCAUUGGGUACCGGGCAGGGGGUCUGCAGGACAGUGACACAGAGGAUGGGUGCUGGUCAGACACAGAGGCAGUCCCCCAGCCACCUACCCGGCUCCGAGAGAAGCCACUGAGCCGCAGCCAGAGCCUGCGUGUGGUCAGGAGGAAGCCGCCAGUACGAGAGGGCACCUCACGCUCCCUGAAGGCUCGGAGUCGGAAAAAGACCAUACCCUCCGACAUGGACAGCUAGGUUCUGCAGAGUAGGCUCUCUUACCUUGUGCCCGCAAGGUGCCAGGGACCAUCAUCAGGGAAUCUUUGGCCUUCACGCACCAAGUGCCUGGUCUCUACCCCCUCUGACUUCCACAAAGGACCAAGGUGAUGCUACAGGGCUUGCGUGGAGAUGCACCCACCAUGCACCAAAGCAGGCCAAGCCCAGGGUCCUGUCCAUUACCUUCCUCAGCCCUCUGCCUUCCUAGAUGUGGGACCAGAGGCCCCCAACACCUGCACAUGAAACCAAAAGUCUGCCCAGCUGUGAUCAUUCCCUCCUGUCCUUCAGAGUACUUGACAGCCUUUUCUAAGGCCUGGUGUGCAUGUUCUGGCUGUGUGUUUUGUGUUGAUGAAUGAGGUCAGGCUUGUGAACGUUUUGAUAAAUAAAUACAUGAAAUCCG